AUGCGAACGUAAAUGCGUGAUCUGACUCGUCGUAAGUGUAGUAUCAUAACCUCGUUGUUCGCUUGCGAAUUAUAUGUCAAUUCAUUUUAUUUAAUCGCGCGAAACAACAGCCAUUCGUAAAGUUGGAACGUAUAUAGUUUUGCAUGGUCAUUCAAUUGCUCCUAACUUCACAAUUAAAACAAAUAAAUCAAGAUGACGCUAUCAUCUUACGUCUCUCGAAUAAAUCAGAUCGAUGCCACUCAGUUGGACACAGAGAUUUACAAAAUACUGAAGAAUCAAAUCAAAGAAAUCGCGAGAUACAGCGGGCCUGGCAAGAUCGACAAAUGGCAAGCCGAAGUAGACGUUCUCUUGAAAUUUCUCAUCUGGAAAUUUUCGCUGCAACGAGGAUCCUCCACAUUCGGCCAGCAACUCCUUAAUUUGCAGUACGCUAACAUCAAUCAGAAGAAAGCUAUACUUUAUUUAAUUCUAAGCGUUCUACCUCAAUAUCUGAAAGACAAGUUGAGUAAUGAAAAUAUUUCGGAUCGUGGCAUGCUCAUCCAAAGUCUAAAAUCGUUCAUCGAUUGGACGUCGAACGCUGUCAGUUUCCUAGAGCUUAUCAAUCUGCUCUACUUUCUUCAUCAAGGCGUACAGUCGCGCGUGAUAGAGUGUCUGUUAAAUCUGUCAAGUCAGUCGAUAACAACGCAUCGACCCAGAACAAUCGGCUACUCGUACAUGACGAGAGAAUUGCUGUGGCACGGUCUGAUGGAGCUCUUCACCAUCGGCAUACCCAUGAUCAACUUUCAUUAUCUGAAGUACACGGUAACCCGACUCUGGCGGCGACCGGAACUAGUAAUGAGACGAUCGUUCCCGGUGAUGGAUGCUGCGACCAAAUGCGCUUACUGCGAGGAGAAUCCGAUCCUGCCAUCGCACGCCGGCUGCACACACGUCUUCUGUUACUACUGUUUGCAAGCGCACUUUACCGCGAUGAAUGUGUUCCACUGUCCCAGCUGCAACGCUAAGCUCCACGCCGAAGAUAUGAAGAGAUACACAAUCGCGAGUGCACCAUCGAGUGACGACGAAGAUUCGGACGAUAGUUUUGAGAGAAUGGACAAUGGCUAACGUAUGAACGUAUGUAUACUUUUAAUUUUAUCAAAAAAAAAAAAGUGAAUCGAUGAUCGCGGGAUAACGUGAUGGUGACGGAUAUAAAUUGUGGUGCUUUUAUUAUGACGAAGGGCUAUGUAUGAUAUUAAUAUUUUUUUAUUAAAAAUAGCAAUAUACAAAAUCUUUAUUUUUCAUUUUAAUACAACGAAUCCUAAUUUUUUCUGACAUUUUUCUCCUUUUUUUCCGAAACAAAUGAUAAUAAGAAAUCAGUGUAUAUAUAUAUAUAUUCUUGAUUUUUAUCAAAAAUUAUAUUAGAUUAUUAUAUAAAAAUUUUGCUGCGUUGUAUAUUACAAAACGCUUCUUCCGCGCAAGUCGAUGGAUCGAUCAUUCACAUGCGAUAAUGAUACGUUCAUCGAUUAAUUUAACAUUCAGCUACUGCACCUGCGCUCGAUGGGCGGGUACAUCCCCGGAUUUAUUACAUGAGAAACGACAUUUAUUAUAAGCACUAGAGCACAGAGAAAGGAAAACGCGAAAUACAUACACAUAAAUUAACACUUCAUUCGCCUCUCCUACACGACAUUACAUAUAUUUCACUCGAAUUAAACUCGUAUCAUCUUUUUUUGGAAUGUGUGAUUUAUAAUACAAUUGUAUAUAUAAUGUCUUCCUUUUGCGGGAAAUCUCUUCUCGCAUCUUUCCGCAAUAUUUAAUUUCUAUUUGAGCUUGUUGAAAAUAUCCGCGUCUCCAUUCGCGCGAGUCUAUUCUAAUACUAAUCUUACAUUGCGACGGAAUUUGCCCGAAAAAUAAUUAGACACUUAAAUAUGACACGAUUAAGAUAUAACAUUAUUUAUUUUUUUAUAUUGCAUUCCUUUUUUUUUAAUAUUCUAAUUUAUAAUAAUGUCUUCCCUUACCCUUCUCUCUCUCUCUCUCUUUUUCCUUAAAAAAAUUUUCAAACUAGAAAUUUAAUUUUUUUCAAAGAUUUGCCAUUAUUUUUUUGCAUACUCUUUUUCGGGCGAACUCCUUAAUUAAUCUUCGCAUUAUUUAUAUAAGCAAAUCGAAGAGUGCGAUUUCGAUCUUGCUAGGCAAAAAAACAAAAUUUUCGAUGUUUGGAGUAUGAAAGAGGGAACGUAAUAGUGCGAGGCAUUCAUUUUAUCGAUAUAUGAGAAUGAUCAAUGCAAGGCACUAUCAUAUAGCUGUUGAAUUAAGGCAAUAUUAUGUCUAAAGAGAGAGAUCGGCGUUUGUGAUAUUAUAUAUCUCGAAACGCGCUCGUGAGUUCCACAAUUUUCCAAACUUGUCCUUGAGAUAUAUUCAUAAGAUAAUAUGAUACAUUAUGAGUGAAAAUAAAGAUAUAUGCAAUCAAUCAUCUUUUUAAAGACUUGGAAAAAUUUAUUUUAAAAUUGUAAAAAUUCAAUCAAAAUUAUACAAUUGAUUGGAACAAAACUAGAUAUACAAUUCCAAUAAAUCGAUUUAAUUGAUUUAAUUCCAGCAUGAUAUUUAGAAUAUAAAUAUCAAUCAAUUAGAUUUUAUUUUAAUUUUAUUUUCACAAUUUUGAGAGACAUCAAUUUUCACAAAUUUUUAAAAAGAAUUUUUAGAUCAAAUCAUUAAAUUCUGAUCGAAGAAUGCCUUCGAAUUAUAUGAGCAAUCGCCGAGAAAUUGUUGCUCAAUAAUAUGACUGUGGACUUGAAAUCCUUCCGAAAUUCUCAGAAAAAGUCUAUAAUUUUUUUUUUUAAUCCGUAUACAUAUUAUUCAUAUAUUAUCCAUAUAUAUUAUAUCAUUUUUCAUGAAAGUAGAAACCAAGAAAAUGGAAGUCAUUGGAGACAUUGAAAACUAGAAUUGCCUACGUUUAUAAUUCAUAAGCUUCUCUUCAAUGACCAAGUUAUAUUUAAAAGAUGAAUCUUGCAAAUUAUGAGCUUAAUUCAUUUCUAGCUUUGAACGAUUUCUAUAAACCAAUUAAAUUGUGUGUAUAUAAAGUUCUCGAUAAGUUAGGUAGGAAAGAAUGAGUCCACAAUUUGCUAUAAUGAAACAGUAUUAAUAAUUUGUAAUAUUUUCUCUACCCCGUUCUCGACGCAAAAACAUGAAAAAAUAUAUAUACUCACGAUAUACGCUACACACUAGAGAGAGAUAAACAAUUUGAGAAAAAUUUACAGCGCAUUUCUCAUAAACGCAACGGACUUGAAGUCACAUAAUUUCGCGAGCGAGGUCGAUCGCAAUUAAUUAUACGCGUUAAUAUUCUGCAUUGAUCUUGCUCGUUUUCGAGAGAGAAAGAGAAAGUCUGUCAUGUUAUUUGCUGAGGAUGCAAAAUGUGUCAGGUGAAUAGAGACGAAUAAGGAAUAGUGGAGAAAUUGCGGUUAUACAGUCUUUGAAAGUGUUUAGACGGGUGUGUCUUCUCUCUUUCCGGCAUAAUUAAUUCUCAUUAAUCGAAAUGUUUGAGCGCUUGUUUAUAAUCGUUUUUCUCUUCUUGUUUCUCCUCGCACGCGCGUUCCCUUCUUUUCUUUUAAUGCUACUUUCCGCGAUUAUAUAUCUAUAUAUAUUACCCGUAUACGCUAGAUCUAGAACAUGAUCAGUAUACAUUUACAUAGGAACAUUGACGGCUUUCUUUUCAGGACUAAGGAAAGAAACCGAUUGCUGGCCGGCAAAGGGACUAUCUCGUUAUAUACAGAUACGUUAUAUGUUAUAUACAGAUUUAUCACGAGUUUUAUAUUUUCGCGAGGACAGUAACAUGUACUUUCUUACAAGUGUUGGGAAAAGAGUCUAGAAUUUAGAAAAAUAUGAUUUUCACGAUAUUCUUCUUUUGCUCUGAAAUUUCUGUCUCUGCGAUAUAUUCAAAAAAAUAAACUGAUUUAAUUUUAAUUACGUCUUAUCACAACCUGGGGUAGAUUGUUUUUCUUUCAAAUUUUUGGAACUCGAAACAUCUGCGUAACUGGCGGUAUGCAGGCGAUUUUUGAACGAGAACUUUUUAAGCUCGCGCUUGCGCUGCUUCGUUGAUUCAUUAUUGAUGCAUACGCGUACAUUUUAUCCGCAACGACAGUAAAUAUAUCACAUGAUUCUCGUUUGAUUGUGCACUUUAUGCUUACAAGAUGUCAGUAACUUUCUCAUGUUAUCAUUUUGUCGAGAUACCCUUUACCGACACAGAACAACGAUUAGUAUCGCAACUUGU
Molecule: messenger RNA, 4234 nt
Organism: Cataglyphis hispanica
Lineage: Eukaryota; Metazoa; Arthropoda; Insecta; Hymenoptera; Formicidae
Gene: Pex2
Product: peroxisome biogenesis factor 2
Exons: 2
Coding region: 193-1098 (301 amino acids)
Biological process (GO): protein import into peroxisome matrix
Cellular component (GO): peroxisomal membrane
Molecular function (GO): zinc ion binding
Source: RefSeq, a predicted model, not a curated record